Molecule: messenger RNA, 967 nt
Organism: Nannizzia gypsea CBS 118893
Lineage: Eukaryota; Fungi; Ascomycota; Eurotiomycetes; Onygenales; Arthrodermataceae
Product: EFR3
Exons: 2
Biological process (GO): protein localization to plasma membrane
Cellular component (GO): plasma membrane
Source: RefSeq, a predicted model, not a curated record
AUGCACUCCGUCCGCCAGGCAUGCCGCCCGAAACACCAGGUGCUCGUCCUCAAGUGCUAUCCGCGCUUCCAAAAGGGCGUCCAGGUCGUCCGGCCAAACUCCUCUGAGCUCAGCUACCUGCUGCACUAUGCCAGCACCAGACGCAGCAAGCUCCUCAAGGUCGGCGCCUUUCUCGAGAAGCGCGCCGCCAGAGACGUCUGGAGGCAGAAGCUCGGAAAUGUACAGGUGACGAUGCAGCUGCUGGCGGCGCUGAUAGAGAAGCUGCCGCGAGACCUGCCUCUCUACGCCAGCUCCGUGCUCGCCAUCCUCGAUACCGUCCUGCACCACUCAAACGACAUUGCCAUGGUCGAGGAGACCAUCCCGACCUUCCAGGUGUUCUGCUCGCACCAGGACGCCACGGCCUUGUCGGCGGAUAUAGACUACAUCAACCAGUACCGUGACGUCGUGCGCAAGUACGCCAGCUUCACCUCGACCACCACAAACACUACGGCUACAGACCUGAGAUGGAGGAACGUAGGCCUUCAGGCCAUCAGAGCGGUCGUAGGCUCAGAGGCGCUCGGCGCAGACUGGUCACGGCAGCUCAACAUCGUCGUGCCCGUCAUACUACAGAGUCUCUACCAUUCGGGUGACCCGGGACUGCCGCAGCUCCAGCAGCGAGCCUUGUGCUCAGAGACUACGGAAAAGGAACACGCUCGCCGUCGACGCAUGAGCAUUGCUACCGUCCAGACCGUCGAUACAGUCGAAGCGGGGGAUCCGGAGUCGGCAGCGGGGACAGCCGCGGAUGCUGAUAAAGUGGCCGAGAUAGAGGCUCAGGUGCUUGCCCUACGCUGUCUCGAGAAGGUCUUUACCACCGGCAGCAACAGGCUACAGAUCCGUCUGGCCACCGCUCUCGUUCUCGAGUUCAUCGUCUCCCGCAACCUCCCCGGGCCAAGAACAGGUCCAGCUGGGCUACGGAACUUGCCUCAAA